This is a messenger RNA of Ilex paraguariensis (yerba mate), 1050 nucleotides long. Lineage: Eukaryota; Viridiplantae; Streptophyta; Magnoliopsida; Aquifoliales; Aquifoliaceae. The record is from the annotation of a GenBank genome assembly.
AUGGCUGAGGACGGUUACAAGGUUUCCUUGAAUGUGUAUGACUUAAGUCAAGGACUAGCUCGCCAACUCUCCACGUCAUUUUUGGGAAAAGCAAUUGAAGGCAUAUGGCAUACAGGAGUAGUUGUAUAUGACAAGGAGUACUAUUUUGGGGGUGGUAUACAACAUUCUCUGGUCGGAUCGACACCAUAUGGGACCCCAAUUCGAACGGUGGAUCUUGGGGUCACGCAUGUGCCCAAGGAUGUCUUUGAAAUGUAUUUGCAAGAGAUUGGUCCUCGAUACACAGCAGAAACGUACAGUCUGCUCACUCAUAACUGUAAUAAUUUUAGUAAUGAGGUAGCUCAAUUUUUGGUCGGCGCAACCAUUCCAGACUACAUACUGAACCUCCCCAAUGAAGUUAUGAGCAGCCCCAUGGGUGCUCUUAUAAAUGAUUCUUGUGUGAGAUUCCUUGGAAUUGCUACUGCGGUUGAUGAUUUUGUUGUCACUGUUUGGUUGUUUGACAAAUUGGAGAUGGCUGAGGUUUGUAAUUCCUCUGCUGACGGUUACAAGGUUUCCUUGAAUGUGUAUGACUUAAGUCAAGGACUAGCUCGUCAACUCUCCACGUCAUUUUUGGGAAAAGCAAUUGAAGGCAUAUGGCAUACAGGAGUAGUUGUAUAUGACAAGGAGUACUAUUUUGGGGGUGGUAUACAACAUUCUCUGGUCGGAUCGACACCAUAUGGGACCCCAAUUCGAACGGUGGAUCUUGGGGUCACGCAUGUGCCCAAGGAUGUCUUUGAAAUGUAUUUGCAAGAGAUUGGUCCUCGAUACACAGCAGAAACGUACAGUCUGCUCACUCAUAACUGUAAUAAUUUUAGUAAUGAGGUAGCUCAAUUUUUGGUCGGCGCAACCAUUCCAGACUACAUACUGAACCUCCCCAAUGAAGUUAUGAGCAGCCCCAUGGGUGCUCUUAUAAGUAAGUUUUCAUCUCUAUACAUUAAAUGUCAUGUAGAUACAUCAUAUUUUACCCCAGUUUUUCUAGAUGAACGAUUUAGCUUAUCAAAAAUUCCAAGGUAG